Molecule: messenger RNA, 2442 nt
Organism: Vicia faba (fava bean)
Lineage: Eukaryota; Viridiplantae; Streptophyta; Magnoliopsida; Fabales; Fabaceae
Source: the annotation of a GenBank genome assembly
AUGGCUUCCUCUCUAUGUCUCUUUCUUCUCUACUCAGUCAUUCUUCAAUCGGCAAUCUGUGUUGCAGCUCAAACCAAAAGUACUAUAGCCAUUGGUGAUUCUCAUACUGCUGAAUCCAACACCUCCCCAUGGUUGCUUUCACCUUCUGGUGACUUUGCCUUUGGUUUUCUACCACUUAAUGACACUAAUCUUUUUUUGCUUUCCAUUUGGUAUGCAAAAAUCUCUGAGAACACUGUUGUGUGGUAUGCUAAUGGCGACAGUCCUGCACCCAAAGGGUCAAAAGUUGAACUCAAUGCCAAUGAUGGGUUGGUGCUAACUUCUCCAAAUGGUGUCGGGUUAUGGAAUACUACUGAGGUACUCAACAGUGGAGUUUCUCGAGGUGUGUUCAAUGACACUGGCAAUUUUGUGCUUGAGGAUGGUGAUUUCAACAGUCUUUGGGAGACUUUCAAGCAUCCGAAUGACAACUUGUUGCCAUCUCAAGUUCUUGAGAAAGGUGUAAAGCUUAGUUCAAAGCUUAAGGAGAGGAAUUUCAGUAAGGGCAGGUUUGAGCUCCAUUUACAAAAUGAUGGUAAUCUUGUUAUGUAUUCUAUUAAUUUACCAUCUGGUUAUGCUAAUGAAAACUACUAUGAAAGUCAAACUGUUGGAUCCAAUAAAUCAAGUGCUGGAACUCAAUUGGUCUUUGACAGUUCAGGGGAGUUGUAUGUCUUGAGAGAGAACAAUGAGAAAUUCAAUAUGUCAGGAAAAGAUGGAGAAGAUGAUGACUCGAGUAAAGUCUCCACCACUGAUUUUUAUCUUAGAGCAACUCUUAAUUUGGAUGGAGUGUUUUCACUUUUCAAACAUCCAAAGAGUUCAACUGAUAGUAGUGGUUGGACUAUAGUGUGGUCACAUCCUGAAAAUAUAUGUAGUUAUAUCGCUGUUGCAGGUUCUGGUGUUUGUGGAUAUAAUAGCGUCUGCACAUUGGGAGAUGAUAAGAGACCAAGAUGUCAAUGUCCAAAAAGUUACUCACUUGUUGAUCCUGAUGAUCCAUAUGGUAGCUGCAAGCCAGAUUUCAUACAAGGAUGUGUAGAAGACGAUCUCUAUGACUUUGAGAUUUUGACUGAAACUGAUUGGCCUCUAUCAGAUUAUGUGUCUCAAAAGCCUUUUACUGAAGAACAGUGUAGGAAAUCUUGUCUGGAAGAUUGUUUUUGUUCUGUGGCUAUUUUCAGGACAGAUAGUUGCUGGAAGAAGAAGUUACCACUCUCAAAUGGGAUAUAUGAUGGCAGCACACUUGGUGAUGCUAAGGCCUUCUUGAAAGUGAGAAAAGAUAAUACCUCAAUCAUUGUGAACAAGAAUAAUAAUAGGGGAACUUUGGUAUUGGUUGUUUCUGUGCUUUUUGGUAGCUCUGCUAUUCUCAAUGCUGUAUUGAUUGUAGCAAUAUGUGUCAGCACCUCGAUGAUUCUUCAGUACGAGAAGAAACUUAGAAGAGUUAGCAGAAGUGACACUAGUGUUGAAACCAAUUUGCGUUACUUCACUUACAAAGAGCUUGAAAAAGCUGCCAAUGGAUUUGACAAAGAGCUAGGAAGGGGAUCUUUUGGUAUUGUUUAUGAAGGAGUCAUCAACAACAACACAAGUUCUGAAACUCGCGUGGCAGUAAAAAAGUUGAACAAUUUUUUGUUGGAUCAAGCUCAUAAGGAAUUUAGAAAUGAAGUGAAUGGCAUCGGUCUCACUCAUCACAAAAAUUUGGUUCGUUUACUUGGAUUUUGUGAGGGUGGAUCUGAAAGAUUGUUGGUUUAUGAGUACAUGAGCAAUGGCACUUUGGCAAAAUUUCUUUUUAAUUCUUCUGAUAAGAAACAAAGACCAAGUUGGAAACUAAGACUAGAAAUUGCAAUAGGGGUAGCUAGAGGACUUGUGUAUUUACAUGAAGAGUGCAUCACUAGGAUCAUCCAUUGUGACAUAAAGCCUCAGAACAUACUUCUUGAUGAUAAUUUCAAUGCAAGAAUCUCUGACUUUGGAUUGGCCAAGCUGUUGAACAUGAAUGAGAGCAAAACCAAUACUGGCAUAAGGGGGACAAAAGGGUAUGUUGCAGUAGAAUGGUUUAAAAACAUGCCCAUCACAACUAUGGUGGAUGUGUAUAGUUAUGGAGUAGUGCUACUAGAGAUUAUUUCAUGUAGAAGAUGUGUUCAAGAAAUGGAUCAAGGAGAAGAAGAGAAAGCAAUAUUGACUGAUUGGGCUUAUGAUUGCUACAGAGAUGGUGCUGUAGAUGCAUUGGUUGAGGGAGACAAUGAGGCAUUGGAUGACAAAGGAAAGUUGGAGAAAUUGGUAAUGAUUGCAAUUUGGUGUGUUCAAGAGGAUCCAGUUCUUAGACCAAGCAUGAGAAAUGUGAUACAUAUGCUUGAAGGUACUGUUGAAGUGCAAGUUCCACCAUACCCCUCUCCUGUUAGUAUUCAAUAUUCUCUAAUUUAA